AUGCUUGAAGAAUCUGCUAACAAGUGCGAGGAGGUUGAAUUGUGGAAAAUCUUCGGUGUAUUGGUGGCAAAAUUGAACGAGACAGAGGGCGGUACGGUGCCAGCCAAGUACGUGAAUGAGGUGGUGCAACAAUGGAUCGGAGAAAGCACCCAAGAGGAUGUAAUGGAAUUCAUCACCGCCGUAUUCGCAGAUAUGCGAAGAUCAGAA
This is a messenger RNA of Anisakis simplex (herring worm), 207 nucleotides long. The record is from the annotation of a GenBank genome assembly. Lineage: Eukaryota; Metazoa; Nematoda; Chromadorea; Rhabditida; Anisakidae.